Messenger RNA from Bombus pyrosoma, 6676 nucleotides. RefSeq names its product exportin-1 (gene emb). NCBI's taxonomy places the organism in Eukaryota, Metazoa, Arthropoda, Insecta, Hymenoptera, Apidae. The record is from RefSeq and is a predicted model, not a curated record. Gene Ontology annotation, cellular component: cytoplasm; nucleus. The coding region runs from base 311 to 3499 and encodes 1062 amino acids. The transcript is spliced from 14 exons. Gene Ontology annotation, molecular function: nuclear export signal receptor activity; small GTPase binding. Gene Ontology annotation, biological process: protein export from nucleus; ribosomal small subunit export from nucleus; ribosomal large subunit export from nucleus.
CGUGUUCAGCCAUUUUGUUAUUAUUUUCGAAAAUCUGUAGGUUGGAUUUAAGGACAACGUAAAGCUGCCAUUUUACACAUUUCUCAUUGAAUGUGGGGGGAAAACGAAGAAAUUCUGUAUGAGAUUUAAGAAACAUAGUUACGACGAAGAACGGCCUCGGUGGGUAUCGUACAUUUAUGAGUGGAGCUCUCUUCACUGGCGAUCGUCGCAAACGGAGCAGAGGCAGGAGUGACGAGCGAGAGAACGUGCGAAAGAUAGAGAGAGAAAGAGACGAUAGAGUGUAUGAAAAUUGGAUAAUUUACAAUAAACGAUGGCAACGUUAGCAGAACAAGCAUCUAAGCUUUUGGAUUUCAAUCAAAAGCUAGAUAUAACACUUCUUGAUAACAUAGUAGGUUGUAUGUACACUGGGAUAGGUGAGCAACAGAGAGUUGCACAAGAAGUAUUAACUACACUUAAAGAACAUCCAAACGCAUGGACCCGUGUAGAUACUAUUCUAGAAUAUUCACAGAACCAACAAACAAAGUAUUAUGCUCUACAAAUAUUGGAACAAGUUAUAAAGACACGAUGGAAAGCAUUACCACGAAAUCAGUGCGAGGGUAUAAAAAAAUAUAUUGUAGGUCUUAUCAUAAAGACAAGCAGUGAUCCAGAAACAAUGGAGGCUUCAAAAGUUUAUCUUAAUAAACUUAAUAUGAUUUUAGUUCAGGUUUUAAAACGUGAAUGGCCAAAAAAUUGGGAAUCCUUCAUUGGUGACAUUGUUGGAGCAAGUAAAACAAAUGAAAGUCUUUGUCAAAACAAUAUGGCUAUUUUAAAAUUAUUAUCAGAAGAAGUAUUUGACUUUUCUAGUGGACAAAUGACACAAACAAAAGCAAAACAUUUGAAAGAUACAAUGUGCAGUGAAUUCUCACAUAUUUUUCAUCUCUGUCAGUUUGUAUUGGAUAAUUCACAAAAUGUUCAAUUGGUGGCAGUUACAUUAGAAACUCUUUUAAGGUUUUUAAAUUGGAUUCCUUUGGGAUAUAUUUUUGAAACAAAAUUAAUCAAUACUUUAGUAUUCAAGUUCUUAAAUGUACCCAUAUUCAGAAACAUUACACUAAAAUGCUUGACUGAAAUCGCUGGUGUUACAGUAACAAAUUAUGAAGACGUAUUCGUAAUGUUUUUUGUUAAUGUAAUGCGACAGUUAGAACAGAUUCUACCCCUUGAUACAAAUAUACGCGAGGCAUAUGCAGCUGGUGGAGAUCAAGAACAAAAUUUUAUUCAGAAUUUAGCUAUAUUGCUUUGCACGUACCUAAAAGAACAUGGGUAUUUUAUAGAAAGAAAACAAUUAAAUGAAUUACUACUCAAAGCAUUGCACUACCUUGUUUUAAUUUCUGAGGUUGAAGAAGUUGAAAUAUUUAAGAUCUGUUUGGAAUAUUGGAAUGCACUAGCAAUGGAUUUAUAUAAAGCAAGUCCUUUUGCCCCCCAAACGCCGUUAUUUAUGGCUAAAAAUAUGACUGUCCCGUCUAGGAGAUUAUUCUUUUGCCCUGUUUUAACUAAAGUACGAUAUAUCAUGAUCAGCAGAAUGGCUAAACCAGAAGAAGUUCUUGUUGUAGAAAAUGAAAAUGGAGAAGUUGUUAGGGAAUUUAUGAAAGACACUGAUUCUAUUAAUUUAUAUAAAAAUAUGAGAGAAACUCUUGUGUAUCUUACUCAUCUUGACUAUAUGGAUACUGAAAGAAUAAUGACAGAGAAGCUACAAAACCAAGUAAAUGGAACAGAAUGGUCUUGGAAAAAUCUCAAUGCGUUAUGCUGGGCAAUAGGCAGCAUUUCUGGUGCAAUGCAUGAAGAAGAUGAAAAGCGAUUUUUGGUAACUGUUAUCAAAGAUCUUCUUGGUCUUUGUGAACAAAAGAAAGGAAAAGAUAAUAAAGCUAUUAUUGCUAGUAAUAUUAUGUAUGUAGUUGGGCAAUAUCCAAGAUUUCUCAGAGCGCAUUGGAAAUUUUUGAAGACUGUUGUAAAUAAACUAUUUGAAUUUAUGCAUGAAACUCAUGAUGGUGUACAAGAUAUGGCCUGUGAUACAUUUAUAAAAAUAGCAUUGAAAUGUAGGCGACAUUUUGUUACACCACAAACAGGAGAAUUGGUACCAUUUAUUGAAGAAAUCCUUUCUACUAUUAGUAGUAUCAUUUGUGAUCUUCAAACACAACAGGUACAUACAUUUUAUGAAGCGGUUGGGUAUAUGAUAUUUGCACAGACAGACACAGUAAUGCAAGAAGAAUUAAUAGAACGAUAUAUGCUUUUACCAAAUCAAGUGUGGGAUGACAUAAUAAGUCAAGCAUCUAAAAAUGUAGAUGUAUUAAAAGAUCAAGAAGCUAUCAAACAACUUACUAGUAUUUUGAAAACAAAUGUAAGGGCUUGUAAAGCACUUGGUCAUCCAUACGUGAUACAGUUAGGAAGAAUAUAUUUAGAUAUGUUGAACGUUUAUAAGGUUAUGAGUGAGAAUAUAAGUGCUGCAAUAGCUUUGAAUGGUGAGGUAGUAAUGGAGCAAUCUUUAAUUAAAAGUAUGAGAGUAGUGAAAAAGGAAACAUUAAAAUUGAUCUCAGAAUGGGUCAGCAGAACAACUGAUCGUCAAAUGGUCUUAGAUAGCUUUUUACCACCUUUAUUGGAUGCCGUCUUAUUGGACUAUCAAAAAACAAAUGUUCAUUGUGCUCGAGAACCAGAAGUGCUAAGUGCUAUAGCCACUAUCGUGAAUAAAUUGGAAUGUUACAUUACCAGUGAAAUACCCAAAAUAUUUGAUGCUGUGUUUGAAUGUACUUUAGAAAUGAUAAAUAAGGAUUUUGAAGAAUUUCCGGAACAUAGAACGAAUUUCUUUUUACUUUUACAGGAAGUGAAUGUUUCUUGUUUCUCUGCAUUUCUUAUAAUUCCACCAGCACAAUUUAAGCUUGUACUUGAUUCUAUAAUCUGGGCUUUCAAGCAUACAAUGAGGAAUGUUGCAGAUAUAGGGUUACAAAUAUUGUAUCAACUUUUACAAAAUAUUGAAAUUUCUGCUCCCGAUGCUCAAAACUUCUAUCAGACAUACUUUACAGAUAUCCUGCAACAUAUAUUCAGUGUAGUUACAGAUUCAUCACACAUAGCAGGCCUUAAUAUGCAUGCUACAAUUCUGGCAUACAUGUUUUCAUUGGUUGAACUUGGGCGAAUCAAAGUUCCACUGGGACCUGUACCAGAUAACACAUUAUAUGUUCAAGAAUUUGUUGCAAGAUUGCUUAAAACAGCAUUUCCACAUUUAACUGAUAAUCAGAUUAAAAUAACUGUACAAGGUUUAUUUAAUCUUAAUCAAGAUAUCCCAGCAUUCAAAGAACAUCUUAGAGAUUUCCUCGUUGAAAUUAGAGAGUACACCGGCGAAGACGACUCAGAUCUGUAUCUCGAAGAGAGAGAAACUGCAUUACGAUUGGCACAAGAAGAAAAGAGGUUACAGCAAAUGGCAGUACCAGGAAUACUUAAUCCUCACGAAAUACCAGAAGAGAUGCAGGACUGAAUUACCAGUCAUCUUCGUUAACUGCUUUCUGUACAUCUCAAUAAGAAACAUUCUGUUACACAGACUAUUCUAUCCUUUGAUCUGCGAUGUUUCCCACAUGUACCACAGCUGCCAUCAAGAUGGAUAUACAUUACAUACUUUUUAAAGCCAAGUUUACAAUAUAACAUUCUUGUAAAGGAGGUAAGCCCGAAACGCGCUGAUUGUCUGUUAUACAAUUUUAAAAGAAUUGAAACUUCUGUUAUGAGUAACAGGUGAAUGCAUGCUGAGCAAUACUAUUUUAUGUAGCGAAUAAAAUAACAUUUAUACAUUGAUAUUUAGUGGUCUUAACAAAUAUUUCUUUAAUAAAGAUGUUUCCCAAAAGCGUUAUUUGGUACUGAUGCAGUAAUAAAUGUGUAUGCUAAAAUUUUGAUUUACAUUAAAACACGUCCUAUAUAAAGGAAUUAAAAAAUUAUAUUUGUUUCUAUAUAUGUUUUUUAUCGAUAUCAUUACAUAAAUUUUAAUGUCAACUAUUAAAUAACAUUUAAUAAAAUUAAAUAAUCUUGUUAUAAUAAUAAGGAGCAACCAUGCGAUAUUUGAUAUUGGUGAGUGUGCUACAUUCUAAGGUAUACAUGUAAGUAAAAUCAUUUUCUAAACUAAAUUGGAUUUCAGAUAUGAUAUUUAAUUCAUAUUAUACAUAAAAUAGUAUUGUUAAAGCAAAUUUAGAGGAUGUUACACGUAUAUGUGUGUGUUUGCAUAAAGUUGUAUGAUAAUGCUAUUAAUAUUACCAUAUAUAGAUAUAUAGGUACAUAGUAUAUAAAUAUAUAUGAUCUGCAAAUCAUACAGAGAAAUUUUGUAAAUUAAAAACUACAUGUCGUAUAUAGCAUUUGUUUAAAUUUCACUUUUCUGAUAUUCCCUACUCUUCAACGAUAAAUAUGUUCUGGAUGAACUAAUUAAUUUUUGUUGUAUUUAACUAUGAUAAGUAAAUGAAAAAUAUACAUAUAUGUAUAUAUGUAUAUAUAUAUAUGUAUGUAUGUAUAUACACAUAUGUGUAUAUUUAAAAAUUUUCUCUCAGUGCAUAAAUACUUGUUUCUUUUUUUUUUUUUUUUUUGUUCUAGUACUUUAGCAAUGAAAAUAGUUUAUAGGUAGUUUAAAUAACAUUGUCUGGGGGAAAGGUUUCUAACAUUUAUUUUUUGUUUAUACAAAAUUUUAUUUAUGGGUCUACUUCUACUUCUAUUUCAUGGCUGUUGCAUUAACAAACUUUUAAAUGCAACUUCUUUAAAAAAAAUGUUAACUACUGAUAGUAUUAUAUAAAAUUGAAAACAUUACAUUUUUGUUCAGACUUAAAUAACGAAUAAUAUAAAGUAUUUUUCUUAUACGUAUAAUGUUGCAAGAAAAGUUCUUGAAGUGAAUUAUUAACUUACAAAUAUAACCGACUGUUACCAUAUCGUAGUAGUGAACGAUUGGGGUAAAUGAUCAUUUUUAAAUUUAUUAAAAGAUCGAAUAAAAUUCUCGAGGAAAAAAGAGAGAAAUUUUCGUAUUGCGCGCGCGUACACGCGUUCGAGCUUGCCUCCACCACAAUCAAUGCUACAGGUGCUUGGUCUUACAAGUCAUAAAUAAUCAUAAUGCAUGGUAACAACUUAAUAAUGUAAAAAUUGGUACAUGACCUAUAGAAACUGUGAAGGUAGACAAAAAUUCUAAAUAAAUUUCGUAAAAAAAAAAAAUUACAAAAAAGAAGAAAAAACCGUUUAUGUGAAAAUAUGAUACAAAAGAGAAUGUAAAACGUGUUUGAUUCUGUUCGCGAAUUAAGAAUUAUUUCUUAUGAUAUACGAUUUAAAAUUUUUAUUACAAAAUUGUUUUUGUCGAGGAUAACACGAUCAUUAUGAAUAUAUUUACUGCUCAUGCCGCACUUUUCUCUGAAAUGAGCGAUGAAAAGAUAAAAGAGCGUCAUGGCAAGAAUAUAAUAAUACCGUUACUGCAUUUGAAUAAAAACGUAAACGAUUUGUAUCAUAUGAAUGAAUCGAACGACGGUAGCUCUACUUGGAACCCUGAAGCCAUUACAUUUGAUACUAUGCGACUCGGGUCUCAAGAUAAGCCGCUAUUACUCCAGCAGAAGGAUCGGGGAAAGAAAAUCAAUGCCACUUGAUGUCAUUCUUUAUUAGUAGGCUGUAUUUAUUUGCAACCGGUAUUGCAAGGAAACAAACAAACAAACAAAAAAAAGUUUAAUGGCAUUUUCAAACGAUUUGUGAUAUACCUUGUAAAGAUUUAUCACAAAAGAAAUUAUUUGUAUGGAUAGAUGUAAUAAGUUACAGAUUGUAUUUAGUCAUACAUAGUUGUAUGUGAUAAGAUUACGUGUAAUGAGGAAAGUGCUUAAAAGUCGUAAGAUAUCAAAGUAAUAAUGGUAUCUAAAAUAAAGCUGCAACUCAAUGUUUUAUAAACUGUUCGUUUGUUAUACGAGAAUCCUAAAUUUAACAAGUUUUUACAGUAUAAGUAAUUUUGGACGUAAAUAAGUACAGCUAAGGUUCAAAAAAUGAUAUAUCUUUUCUGUUAUAUAUAACAAUAUUCGGUCGAUUAAGAAAGGUAAUUUCAGACAUGAGUAAGGAAAAUGAACAAUUCGUUAUCUUUCUAAAUUAGUCACAAUAAGAUUGAGAAUUCGUGAAUAAUAUUUGAAGGAUGAAUUAGACAAUUGUAAGAACUAUAUAGUAUGAAGUUUUAUUGUGUGUGCUAUACAAAUUUAUCAUUCAGAGUUUUAAAUAUAAGAAUUCUGUAAUAAGGGUUUUUUAAGUGCUCGAAAUGUUUGAGAAGAUAUGUUUCUUUUUGUGUUGAUACACCACAAAUAGAAGUAAUUUAAAAAAGAAACUUAUGUUUAUCAUUACAGUAUAGAGAUAACACAAUUUUAUAUCAGAAAGUAAUUGAUUGCAAGACAAGUCUCUUGUUCUCUCUCUAGAAUUUCAUUUGACCUGAAGAGGAAUUAGAAACUAAAUUUUGUAAGCUGUUGUACGAUGACAUUAAUCUUAUAAGUUAUCAAGGAUCAUGUGACAUAGUUGUGAGUACUGAGUACGUAAUUACGGAAUGGUCCAUCACGCGUGUUUGAAUGAGUGGAUGCAUAAGUUAAGAGUUCUAUCAGUUAUUCAUUAUAACGACAAAAAUAUGUAAAGAGUUUAAUAAUACUUACUAAUAAAAUAAAGAAUGCCACUAUAA